UUUUUCCUCUGUUGCUGUUGUUGUCAUCGUCGUUGUCUACCUAUAUUUUGGUGCAUGCAAGAGUGUACCGUGAAAAUGCGCAGGGUACAGUCUGAAUGGGAGAUGAAGCAAUUUUGCAUCACGGUACCGGAGUGAAGUGAGAGAACGAGCGAAUAAGUGUGUGGACGCAUUUGUAACGAGCGAAGCACAGUGAGUGCACGUAACAUGAGUCUGACUGACUCAUAUUUUAAUGCUAAAUGCAUCGCAUGUUCAUCCAAAUCCGCGCUAACUCCGUGUACGUGUGUAUGUGAGAGUGUUCGUAUGUGUGUGUGUGUGUGCAUAAGCCCCGUUGUUGACUUACUUUUUUCGCGAUGCAUUCGAAUCGGCCGUUUUGUAUGUGCUCUCAAAUUCAGCGCACAGCGAUAUUAAAGUUGGGAGCUGCAAGAGAUCGUAGUACACGAGUACACACUACACUACACUACAGUCAAUAGGGAUCGAAACCGACGAUUUUGUGUGUGCACACAUUUUGUUGGGUUUGCCUGUUUGUGUUGAGCCUGUUUGUUAUUGCCGUGCUACUGGUACUGCGGCUGCCGCUGCUGAUGUUCAUUUGGUGUGUCUCUUUUAUUUCACGUUUUAUUUUAUUUAAUUGGUACGGCCGUUGUGUGUAUACAUAUACCAUUCGCCUGCUCAAGCUUUUGCUGCACAUACAAUCUAUUUUAUUUAUUAGCUUAUUCCUUACUACUUUCGUCGCCUGCACGUUUGCUUGCUGGCCGGCCGAUCAUUGCCAUACGAAAAGUGGGAUUCAAUGUUUGUAUAUAAAUGAAAAUAAAGCAAAAAAAAUAAAGACACACAAAAAAAACAACACACGAAGUAACUCCUAACUAAACAAUCGAACGGGGAAAUGAAAUGAAAGACAGAAAAAAAACAUCGAUUGAGGUAAAUAAAUGUGAAUUUAUUUGUAUAUAAAAACCAAAGUAAACAAACAGUCGUCGAGAGAAAAAGAGAGCGAAAAGAAAAAGGCGAAAAAAAAAUUCAUGAAUUUUCGGUGACAGUCAGCAAAUUAAAUCAGAAUAUUAUGAUGUUGUCGUUGUUGCUAUUGCUUGUUAAUCUCUUUCGUAAGCGCACAUUGAAAUCAGAGAUGAACGUGUGAUUUUGCAUCGGGUGCAAUAUGAUACGCACACAAUUCAAAUUCGAUUCAUUUUCAUCACGAUUGUUAUUGUUUUGGAAUGAGAAUCUGAGCUUGAGCUUCAAUGUGACUCUACUUGUUGUUGGGCUCAUUUUUUUGUCGGACGUUUCGGCGGAAAAAACCUCGAUAUAAAAUAGACACCAUAGACAAAACAAUGGAUCAUGGGCGAUGUAAACAAAUGCGAUCACAUUGAAAGUAGAAAAGAAAAGAAGAAAAAGAUCGAUCGAGUGCAGUUUAGUAUCGUUGAUCAUUGACUUGCUGCUUUGUUGUUUUUUUUUUGCUUCUUCUUUUGUACGUAUCCACGGUGUGAGUGUGCAGAUGAGGUUCGCGCCCGAUUUGUAUCACAUACACACACAAUUCAGGUUGUUUUCAUUUCAAGCGAUCAUCGCGGCUAUGUCUUUCACAAGAAUCGCUUAGUUGUUCUUUGAAUGCUAUUUAGAAGAAAAAAAAGGUUAAGGUAAAACGAAUACCCAUCCCAGCUACGAAAUUACCAACAGUAAGAACAAAUUAAUAGUAAAGAGCAAUAGGGAGAUAGAGAGAAAGAAUGAACAGAAAAAAACGGGUAAAAGGGUUCUCCACACGCGUAUACAUGUAAAAUCCCAUUUGAAUCACACACACACACACACAAUAUGCUCUCUGUUCCAUAUUCAUCAUCAUCAUCAUUCACCAUAUAUCCAUAAUAGCAAACUAUACACAUUUGCACAAUAUGCACAGGCAUCGAGCUAACGUUCAAUCCAUUUUACCUAUACACAUAUCGAUAGUUUUGUGAGCAAUGGCAGCGACAGCGGCAGCAGCAAUAACAGGCACACACAUCUCGCACACCCAAGCAAACGGCAUACGCGAUCGUCCGAUUCGAUUAAGCGGUGCGCAUAUGACGGCAUUGGGUUAGACAAAGAUAGCAAAACAUUACGGCCCAUACAGCAUUAAACGUUUUUCUUUAUUGUUGUAUGUUAUUUGAUGAAUGUAAAUGUUCGUUCGCUCGCUCGCUCGUUCGCUUUGUGUGUUUGUUAUACCGAUAUACAUACACGAUCCGAAUACGUGUAUGAGCACGUUCGUAGCAAAUCGUACAUGCUAUAUUGGGGCCCCGUAUGUUGUUUAUUUCAUGAUGUGACUGGUUCUCGUUUCGUUUCAUUACUAUUCAUUCAAUCCUUCUUUUUCAUAUUUGUUUUUUUCCUUUCGGAUCGAUGUGUCUCUGUCUCUGUUGCUCCUUCGGUUCACUGUUACGCGCGCCCAUCGCUCGUUCGUUCGUUCGGUGGCUACGACGAUUUUCAAGCACACACAAAAAAACAACCAGCCCAAUACACAGACACAUGUGCUGCUGCUGUUGCUUGCUACACACGGCACCAUCGUAUGUGAAUAAAAAUAUACCACAGAAUUCGUGCAAUUCGUCUUUCGAAUGUUGGUAAUAACGGGCAAUACGGAGAACACGGACAAUACGACAGAUUUAUUAUACAAUAAGUGUUGUGCUGUGUAACCUGUGUGUAAUACAUAUUGGUUCUGUGACCAUUUAAUUAUAUUUAUAUUUUUUUUUAUUUUUCGUUUCGUUUCGUUCAUUAUUAUAUUUUAUUUUUUUAUGAUUUUUCCGUUGGUUUAAUUUGAUUUUAUUAAUUAUUGCGUUCACGGUUUUUGGUUCUGAAAAAAAAACGUUUUCUGAAGUCAAAAUAAAUUUUGCGCGUGUUUGCGUUUUCGUUCUGAUUUCGUCGCCUCGAUCACACAAAAAACACACCGAUUUGAUAAUUUGAAACGAUUUUUUUUAUGUGUUCAUUAUAUCAUUUUCGUGUUGAACUCGAAACACUUACUACUUCUUACUUGGCAUCGAUUGCGCGGCAACUUAUUAUUUGACUAGAGUGAAUGUAAAAAAAAAAAAUAUUAUUCGUGCGUGUAUGGGAUACUCCAAUUGAAAGUCCACUGAAGUUGAGCAAAAACAACAACAACAACAACAGACUAAAGUUUCAGUUCAUAUUUUUUGAAAGUUUGAUAAAAAGAUACAAAUCAUACAUGAAUCACAGAGAUCGAAUGUCGCAUCCUUCGGAUCCGAAACUAACAGCGCUAGCGCUGAAUUUACGAAAAGACAGUUUACUUGGAACCGCCAACAUUACUUCGCCGUGGACACCAGUUGGCUCCGGGGCGGCUGGUCCGAUGGGAUCAGUCGAUCUCCUUGGCGUCGAUAAACACUUGGAUGUGGGUGAUAUGAGCGAUGAUGACAAAGAUCUAUCGUCGGCCGAUGCUGAAGGUGUCUGGAGCCCAGAUAUUGAGCAAAGUUUUCAAGAAGCUCUCGCCAUCUAUCCACCAUGCGGCCGGAGGAAAAUCAUCCUUUCGGACGAAGGGAAAAUGUAUGGCCGAAAUGAGCUUAUAGCACGAUACAUCAAAUUGAGAACGGGCAAAACAAGAACCAGAAAACAAGUGAGCUCACACAUACAAGUUUUGGCCAGGCGAAAAUUGCGAGAGAUUCAAGCUAAACUCAAAGUGCAAUUCUGGCAACCGGGUCUCCAACCAAGCACUUCACAAGACAUUAAGCCAUUCUCACAACAGCCAUACGGAGGUAAACCGGCCACAGCAAUAUCGGGCGAAAUCGAUGCUGGACAUCCAUCUGCUCAAGCUUCAUGGGAAGGGCGAGCAAUCGCAACAAGUAAAUUCCGUCUAUUAGAAUUCUCCGCUUUCAUGGAAGUUCAACGAGAAGAAGUGUAUCGCCACCUAUUCGUUCACAUUAAUGGCAAAACGUCCUACUCCGAUCCAUUACUUGAGUCAGUGAACAUCAAGGAGAUCAGCGAUAAAUUCCCAGAAAAAUCAGGUGGACUAAAAGAAUUAUACGAAAGAGGACCACAGAACGCAUUUUACUUAGUGAAGUGCUGGGCAGACUUGAACACAAACAUUACAGACGAAGCCGGAGCAUUCUACGCUGUCACCAGCCAAUACGAAAGCAAUGAGAACAUCGUGAUAACGUGCUCGACAAAAGUGUGCUCGUUCGGCAAACAGGUGGUAGAAAAAGUGGAAACGGAAUAUUCACGCUUGGAAAGUUCAAGGUUUAUAUAUCGCAUUCAGAGAUCGCCAAUGUGCGAGUACAUGAUCAACUUCAUUCAGAAACUGAAGGGCUUGCCCGAACGAUACAUGAUGAACAGUGUUCUUGAAAACUUCACAAUUCUACAGGUCGUGUCAAACCGAGAGACCAAUGAGACAUUACUUUGCAUCGCGUAUGUGUUUGAGGUGGCGAACUCAAAUUGCGGCGCUCAACAUCACAUAUAUCGAUUGGUGAAGGAUCAAUCGCAGCAUUGAAUGAACAGCACCUGAGCCAUGCCAAUUGUGAUGCAAUAAGUAAUUGAAAAUCAUCGUAACAAAAACAUCAAAAUUUGUCUUUUUGAAACUAUAUACCCACGACGUCAUGAUCUUCAGUGCAUAUAUGUAUAUAUGCUCUUUCCCCCGGAUAAAUAUUUGCAACUCAAGAGGAUCAAUCAAAUGUAAUGUUCGAUUGUCUUUGCGAUUUCAUCGGUUUGUAUAAAAGAAAACAAUAGUUCUUUUUUUCUCGUGAGCGGCUACAACAGAACGGCGUCUAACGCAACAUGUUGUGCUCCUGCGAUUUCUUUUAUAAAAUUAAGUAUUAAACAAACGAAAAGAAGAUAAAGAAACGGAAAAGAUGCUGCAAGUGACAAUUUUUUUUAUAUAGAUUCAAAGUUGAUAUUAAUUUGACUUUCAUUUGCGAAAGAUCUACUCAAUGAUUUGGAUAGAAAUUUAUAAAUAAGUUUGAGUCCUAUCAACAGAACGUGGCCAUUCAGAAGAAAAAUCGCAUUCGAUCGAAGUCACAACCCCGUUUUUUUUCGUUGUUGCUCGGUUCCAAAAUCAACAGCCAAGUUUUGUGUGUGUACAACAAUUUAAUUUAAUAUCACUUUCUUUUCAUAAUAGUUUUUAUUUUCAAUUUUAUGUAUACUAUACGAGAUAUGAAUGUGUAUGUAUCAAAGAAAUGCACGUACGUGUGCGUACGAGAUAGAUGCAUGCACAAUCAUAUCCUACAAAUCAAACUCGUUCAAUGACUUAAAAUCGUGUCGCGUCAAAAACUCAGUGAAAAGAAACAUCAUUUGUAAACUUCGUGGAAAAACGUUCUCUAUCCCUCAAUCGGCUUUUCAUAAAUAGCAUCUAUUCGCGAUUCAGGCAAUCCAUUCGAUAAAAGAAGAGACAUGUGCUCGAAAAUUCCCGAACAUUUGUGAAAAUGACGGUAUUUUUAGUUUAUGAUUCAUUUAAAUGUCCACUGGCAUUAAAAACACUGCAAUAAAAGAAAGCUAUUUAUGAUAUAAUUUUUUUUUUAAAAUAUUUUCUACUUGACGCGCAAUCGAUAAUCGGGUGUCACCGCAUCGCAAAACAUCGAUUGAAUUUAGAAUUUUAGAGAAGCACAGUAAUAAAGAAAAUGAAGCACAAACACAAAUAAGGCCAUAAAUACAUAAAUAAUUCUCUUUACAUUUUUAUUGUGGAACAAAGAAGAAGAAAGAGUUGGGGUAGAGAAGACAGAAGUAACAAACCGAUGGCGCUAGCGCAUCGUAUUUGAAAUAUAUAAGCGAUCAAUUCGCGCAGUGAUCGAAUGUAUACAAAUUAAAUUUUCUCAUUCUAAAACUGCACACACUUUCUGCCUGAUCUGUUUUGAUCUUUCUAUUUUGAUUACAUUGUAUAAUUUACAUCUGUAUCUUUUGAAAUCUAACACAUGGAAAAAUAUUCAAAGAAAAAUAAUGUCAUUUAUUUAAAAAGAAAGAAACCGGAAACGGUCCAAAAUGUACGAACGAAAGCCAAUUCUUAACAUUAACAGAUGAUCUACUCAAAAGAAAAGCAAAGAAAUUUAUGUAAACGACAAACGAUUUGCCAUACAUACAACAAGCGCUAAAACAUCGUGUCAAAUGAAAUUACAAAGUCAAACCAUGUUUUUUUUUAGAAUUAUUAACAAAAUUAACGCUUCAUUUCGUUGGUCUCCACGAUUGAUAUCGUAGCCUAGGAUUAUGUUCCUAACCCCCGAACGAGUUUUUUUUUAAUUAUAAUUUUCUAAUGGCAAUAUAAUAAAAAAAAAGUCUUUCAAUUCUGCCAAAAA
Molecule: messenger RNA, 6230 nt
Organism: Sitodiplosis mosellana (orange wheat blossom midge)
Lineage: Eukaryota; Metazoa; Arthropoda; Insecta; Diptera; Cecidomyiidae
Gene: scalloped
Product: protein scalloped
Exons: 9
Coding region: 3164-4438 (424 amino acids)
Biological process (GO): embryonic organ development; regulation of transcription by RNA polymerase II; hippo signaling
Cellular component (GO): transcription regulator complex
Molecular function (GO): DNA-binding transcription factor activity, RNA polymerase II-specific; RNA polymerase II cis-regulatory region sequence-specific DNA binding
Source: RefSeq, a predicted model, not a curated record